Molecule: messenger RNA, 1488 nt
Organism: Solanum lycopersicum (tomato)
Lineage: Eukaryota; Viridiplantae; Streptophyta; Magnoliopsida; Solanales; Solanaceae
Source: RefSeq, a predicted model, not a curated record
AUGGUAGAGGAUCAUUUGAUUUGCCAUGGAUUUGUUCAUGGAUACACCAAAUGGGUUUUUCAUGGUGAAGGAUUUUCCUUAAGAAAUACGCCACAUCCAAUCGAUGAAGAAGAAACUUCUAGAAAUAUUGUAGAUGAUCAGAGAGAUGAUCAGAGAGAUGAAGGAGUGAGGGAGGGGCCACAUGAAUAUGCAAAGAGAUUUUUUAAAUUAGUGGAGGAAGGGAAAGAAGAGUUGUAUCCAGGGUGUAAGAAUUUUUCUAAGUUGAGUUUUACCAUCCGGCUAUACUUGUUUAAAUGCAUUCACAAGUUGAAUGAUGUGGCCUUUUCAAAUUUAUUGGACUUGAUAAGAGAGGCAUUUCCAUUUGCUCAGAUACCCGACUCGUUUUACAAGGCAAAAAAGGUCAUAAAAGAUUUGGGUCUUCAUUAUGAGAAAAUACAUGCUUGCACUAAUGAUUGCAUACUAUUUUGGAAUGACAAUGCAAUGUUCGAUAAUUUCUCAGUGUGUGGAGCUUCAAGAUGGAAGAAUGUUCGGAAUGACUUAAAUAAUAAGGUUACGAAAAUUCCAGUGAAGGUUUUAAGGUACUUUCCUUUAAAGCCUAGACUUCAGAGGAUAUUCAUGUGUUCUGAAACAUCUGUAGCUAUGAGAUGGCAUGAUACUGAACGACUUAAAGAUGGAAAUUUAAGACAUCCUGCAGAUGGUGAAGCUUGGAAGGAUUUUGAUUCAUUGCAUCCUAACUUUGCUAAUGAUGCUCGUAAUGUUAGAUUGGGUCUUUCUAGUGAUGGUUUCAAUCCAUUCAGAACUAUGAGCAUUUCCCAUAGCACAUGGCCAGUUAUGUUGAUGAACUAUAAUUUAUCUCCAUGGACUUGCAUGAAGUCAGAGAAUAUUAUGUUAUCAGUGAUUAUUCCAGGUCCAUCGUCUCUGGGAAAUGAUAUAGAUGUAUACUUGCAACCACUGAUUGCGGAGUUGAAGGAACUAUGGGAUGUAGGAGUUGAAACAUAUGAUGCUGUAACUAAUCAAACAUUUCUAAUGCAUGCAGCUUUAUUGUGGACAAUUAGUGAUUUUCCAGCUCUAGGAAUGCUUUCUGGAUGGAGCACCAAGGGAAGAUGGGCAUGCCCCACUUGUGCACAAAUUCUUGAAGAGCUUCGUGAAAUCAAUAAUGUAUUUGGAAAGAACAAAAAGAAAAGAAAACGAAAGAAUGAUGGUCCAUGGAAGAAAAAAUCCAUAUUUUUUGAGUUGCCAUAUUGGGCAACAAACAAAUUGAGGCACAAUCUUGAUGUGAUGCACAUAGAGAAGAAUAUUUGUGACAGUGUGCUUGGGACUUUAUUGGAUAUACUUGGAAAGUCCAAAGAUCAUAUAAGUUCUCGCUAUGACUUGUAUGAAAUGGGGAUAUGUAAAGAGCUUCAACCUCUAAAAGAUUGUGAUACAGGAAAUAUCCAUCUAGCUAAAGCUUGUUUCUCUAUGACACCAGAUGAGAAAAAGUUAUUUUGA